Molecule: messenger RNA, 1149 nt
Organism: Talaromyces atroroseus
Lineage: Eukaryota; Fungi; Ascomycota; Eurotiomycetes; Eurotiales; Trichocomaceae
Exons: 3
Coding region: 1-1149 (382 amino acids)
Cellular component (GO): Set1C/COMPASS complex
Molecular function (GO): chromatin binding; protein binding
Source: RefSeq, a predicted model, not a curated record
AUGGCAGACAAUCCUCAGCAGGACCAGCAAGACCAGAAAGGUCUCCUCUCAUCCUCAAAUACGCCUCAUACCGGGACUUUUCUCGCGGCGCCGCCAGGUCGGUCAGCGACACCGCAACCAUCUCAAAAAGUGUCGGAUAUUGUCCGAACAUACCGCCCAUCCAAGAGAUUUAAGCUUUCGAAACAUGAAAACUCCCACAUCACGUCACUUGAUUUUGACGACAAAGGAGAAUCUGUCGUAGCGGCAUGUGAAGAUGAAACAAUCCAAGUCUACGAUGUCAUUGAGGGCAAGAAUACAAAAAUUGUUCCCAGCAAGAAAUACGGUGCUCAUCUGGCCCGCUUCACACAUCACUCGCGCCAGGUGCUUCAUGCAAGCACGAAAGUGGAUGACUUGCAUCAAGAGAGUUAUCUUCGGUAUUUCACCGGUCACACAGACAAAGUCACUUGUUUAACGCUAUCGCCUGGAAGCGACGCCUUCAUUUCAUGCUCGAAAGAUAACACCCUCUCGCUUUGGGACCUGAAAUCGCGAAAUGUGCAGGGAAAACUGGAACUCGCAACACCCUACCUUGCCGCAUUUGACCCAUCAGCUUCAGUUAUUGCCAUUGCAUCUCAGUCUACAUCAUCAAUAUUACUGUACGACUUCCGUAACUACGAUAAAGCACCCUUUGCCACAUUUGACCUCGCACCGCUCGAAGAAAGAUAUACCCCUACUACACGUGGAAGACUCUGGUCACGGCUCGAGUUCUCAAAUGAUGGCAAAAACCUUUUGGUCGGCACAGAUUAUCAUGGCCAUUUCGUGUUAGAUGCGUUCGAAGGCAAUUUAAACGCUUUUCUGGUCGGCAAGAAUGGAUCAAGUGGGAGAGCUGCCCCUAUUACCAAUUCCGGACGGCCUCUUGGUCAAGGAGACGCGUGCUUUACUCAAGACGGGCGAUACGUGCUUGGUGGAUCAGGCGACAAGAACGAUGUCCUUGUUUGGGAUACACACCAGACUCCUGAUUCUGGUGCCUACCUACAACCAGUAGCUAGUCUAUCUUCCAGAGGGCGCACUGCUGUGAUAGAAAUCAAUCCCAGAUACAACAUGCUUGCAACUGCCGACAAAGACAUUCUGUUCUGGCUGCCAGAGGACGGAGCCAAAGCCACUGAAAAAUAA